Heterocephalus glaber (naked mole-rat) is the source of this 4666-nucleotide messenger RNA. It is a transcript of the gene Inppl1, whose product is annotated as inositol polyphosphate phosphatase like 1. The record is from RefSeq and is a predicted model, not a curated record. Gene Ontology annotation, biological process: regulation of immune response; negative regulation of insulin-like growth factor receptor signaling pathway; phosphatidylinositol dephosphorylation. Gene Ontology annotation, molecular function: inositol-polyphosphate 5-phosphatase activity; protein binding. Gene Ontology annotation, cellular component: cytosol. NCBI's taxonomy places the organism in Eukaryota, Metazoa, Chordata, Mammalia, Rodentia, Bathyergidae.
GGGGGUGCGGCGGCGGCGGAGAUGGCCAUCUUAAGUGGCCGCCGAGAGUCCAGGGCUGCGUCCCCGAGCCGGAAGGCGCCCGAGUGGCCCCUGAGUUGAGGCCGGCGCUUCAGGCAGCGGCGGCUGCGCGGCGAACCAGGCGGCCUGUGCGCCGGAGCGCGGAGCCCCGAGUUGCGGCUCGGUCUGGUCCGCGGAGCCCCAGGCCCGGGAGCCGCACGCGGCCCCUGCCUCGGCCCGGAGCUUCCCGGGACGGAUGGCGCGGGCCGAGAGAAGCAGGCGGCUGUGAGCCCUGCGCGGGCCAUGGCCUCGGCGGCGUGCGGGGCGCCGGGCCCGGGGGGUACAGGACCCGGGGGCGCGCUAGGCAGCCAGGCCCCCUCCUGGUAUCACCGCGACCUGAGCCGCGCCGCCGCCGAGGAACUGCUAGCCCGGGCGGGCCGCGAUGGCAGCUUCCUGGUCCGAGACAGCGAGAGCGUGGCGGGGGCCUUCGCGCUCUGUGUGCUGUAUCAGAAGCAUGUCCACACAUACCGUAUUCUGCCUGAUGGAGAAGACUUCCUGGCUGUGCAGACCUCACAGGGUGUGCCAGUGCGCCGCUUCCAGACGCUGGGCGAGCUCAUUGGCCUGUAUGCCCAGCCUAACCAGGGCCUAGUGUGUGCCCUGCUGCUACCUGUAGAGGGCGAGAGAGAGCCGGACCCGCCUGAUGACCGGGAUGCCUCAGAUGGGGAGGAUGAGAAGCCCCCGCUGCCCCCACGCUCCGGCUCCACUAGCAUUCCUGCCCCCAUGGGGCCCAGCAGCCCCCUGCCAUCCCCUGAGACUCCCACAACUCCAGCUGCUGAAAGUGCUCCCAAUGGGUUGAGCACCGUCUCCCACGAGUAUCUGAAGGGCAGCUACGGGCUGGACCUGGAGGCUGUGCGGGGCGGAGCCAGCAACCUACCCCACCUCACCCGUACCCUCGUCACCUCAUGCAGGAGGCUGCACAGUGAGGUGGACAAGGUACUGUCGGGCCUAGAGAUCCUGUCCAAGGUGUUUGACCAGCAGAGCUCACCCAUGGUGACCCGCCUUUUGCAGCAGCAGAGCCUGCCACAGACUGGGGAGCAGGAACUGGAGAGCCUGGUGCUGAAGCUGUCAGUGCUGAAGGAUUUCCUUUCAGGGAUUCAGAAGAAGGCCCUGAAGGCACUACAGGACAUGAGCUCAACAGCACCCCCGGCUCCGCUGCAGCCAUCCACGAGGAAGGCCAAGACCAUUCCUGUGCAGGCCUUUGAGGUGAAGCUGGAUGUGACCUUGGGUGAUCUGACAAAGAUUGGCAAGUCACAGAAGUUCACAUUGAGCGUGGACGUGGAGGGCGGGCGGCUAGUGCUGCUGCGGAGACAGCGGGACUCCCAGGAGGACUGGACAACUUUCACGCAUGACCGCAUCCGGCAGCUGAUUAAGUCCCAGCGUGUCCAGAAUAAGCUGGGCGUUGUGUUUGAAAAGGAGAAGGACCGGACCCAGCGCAAAGACUUCAUCUUUGUCAGCGCCCGGAAGCGGGAGGCCUUCUGCCAGCUGCUGCAGCUCAUGAAGAACAAGCACUCCAAGCAGGAUGAGCCCGACAUGAUCUCAGUCUUUAUAGGCACCUGGAACAUGGGAAGUGUGCCGCCUCCAAAAAACUCCACAUCUUGGUUCACAUCAAAAGGUCUGGGGAAGACCCUGGAUGAGGUCACAGUGACUAUACCCCAUGACAUCUAUGUUUUUGGGACCCAGGAGAACUCUGUGGGUGACCGAGAGUGGCUGGACCUGCUGCGCGGGGGCCUCAAGGAGCUUACGGAUUUGGAUUACCGCCCGAUUGCCAUGCAGUCACUGUGGAACAUCAAAGUAGCUGUGCUGGUCAAGCCAGAGCAUGAGAACCGCAUCAGCCAUGUCAGUACGUCCAGCGUGAAGACUGGCAUUGCCAACACCCUGGGGAACAAGGGAGCUGUGGGUGUCUCAUUCAUGUUCAAUGGCACCUCAUUUGGCUUUGUGAAUUGCCACCUCACCUCGGGAAAUGAGAAGACUGCCCGGCGGAAUCAGAACUACCUGGACAUCCUGCGGCUGCUCUCGCUGGGUGACAGGCAGCUCAGUGCCUUUGACAUCUCUCUGCGUUUUACUCACCUCUUCUGGUUUGGGGACCUCAACUACCGUCUAGACAUGGAUAUCCAGGAGAUCCUGAACUACAUCAGCAGGAAGGAGUUUGAACCCCUGCUCAGGGUAGACCAGCUCAACUUGGAGCGGGAGAAGCACAAGGUCUUCCUUCGAUUUAGUGAGGAGGAAAUCUGCUUCCCACCUACCUACCGUUAUGAACGAGGUUCCCGGGACACAUACGCCUGGCACAAGCAGAAGCCAACUGGGGUCCGAACCAAUGUGCCCUCGUGGUGUGACCGGAUUCUAUGGAAAUCCUACCCUGAAACCCACAUCAUCUGCAAUUCCUAUGGUUGUACGGAUGACAUUGUCACCAGCGACCAUUCCCCUGUGUUUGGAACAUUUGAGGUUGGAGUUACCUCUCAGUUCAUCUCUAAGAAAGGGCUCUCAAAGACUUCAGAUCAGGCCUACAUUGAGUUUGAGAGCAUCGAGGCCAUUGUGAAGACAGCCAGCCGCACCAAGUUCUUCAUCGAGUUUUAUUCUACUUGCCUGGAAGAGUAUAAGAAGAGCUUCGAGAAUGAUGCCCAGAGCAGUGACAACAUCAACUUCCUCAAAGUGCAGUGGUCCUCACGCCAGCUGCCCACGCUCAAGCCAAUUCUGGCUGACAUUGAGUACCUGCAGGACCAGCACCUCCUGCUCACUGUCAAGUCCAUGGAUGGCUAUGAAUCUUACGGGGAGUGUGUGGUUGCACUGAAAUCCAUGAUUGGCAGCACGGCCCAGCAGUUCCUGACCUUCCUGUCCCACCGCGGCGAGGAGACAGGCAACAUCCGUGGUUCCAUGAAGGUUCGGGUGCCCACAGAGCGUGUGGGCACCCGUGAGCGGCUCUAUGAGUGGAUCAGCAUUGAUAAGGAUGAGGCAGGAGCGAAGAGCAAAGUCCCCUCUGUGUCCCGAGGCAGCCACGAGUCCAGGCCAGGGAGCCGCAAGCCAGCCUCUGCAGAGGCCUCCUGCCCGUUAUCCAAAUUAUUCGAAGAGCCAGAGAAACCGCCACCGACUGGAAGGCCCCCAGCCCCACCCCGAACAGCUCCCCGGGAGGAGCCCGUGACCCCCAGGUUGAAGCCAGAGGGGGCUUCUGAGCCAGAAGGGGUGGCACCCCCCCCACCCAAGAACAGUUUUAAUAACCCUGCCUACUACGUCCUUGAAGGGGUGCCGCACCAGCUGCUGCCCCUGGAGCUGCCCUCGCCUGCCAGGGCCCCUGUCCCACCUGCCACGAAGAACAAAGUGGCCAUCACAGUGCCUGCUCCACAGCUUGGACGCCACCGGGCCCCUCGUGUAGGAGAGGGAAGUUCAUCAGAUGAGGACUCUGGGGGCACGUUGCCCCCUCCAGACUUUCCUCCUCCACCACUGCCAGACUCGGCCAUCUUCCUAACCCCCAGCCUGGAUCCUUUGUCAGUACCAGUAGUCAGGGGCCGUAGUGGGGGUGAGGCCCGUGGCCCACCACCUCCUAAGGCCCACCCGAGGCCUCCACUACCUCCAGGUCCUUCACCUGCUAGCACUUUCCUGGGGGAGGUAGCAAGUGGGGAUGACCGGUCUUGCUCAGUACUACAGAUGGCCAAGACACUAAGUGAGGUGGAUUAUGCUCCCGCUGGGCCUGGGCCUGGGCCUGGAUGCUCAGUGCUUCUCCCUGGCCCCCUGGAGUUGCAGCCAUCCCGAGGGCUGCCCUCAGACUAUGGCCGGCCUCUCAGUUUUCCUCCACCCCGGAUCCGAGAGAGCAUCCAGGAGGACUUGGCAGAGGAGGCUCUGUGCCCGCAGGGCGGGCGGGCUGGUGGCGGCCUGGGUGAGGCGGGCAUGGGUGCCUGGCUGCGGGCCAUCGGCUUGGAGCGCUAUGAGGAGGGCCUGGUGCACAAUGGCUGGGAUGACCUGGAAUUUCUCAGUGACAUCACUGAGGAGGACCUGGAAGAGGCUGGGGUCCAGGAUCCAGCUCACAAGCGCCUCCUUCUGGAUACCCUGCACCUCAGCAAGUGACAGUGGAGGCCACAUCAAGCUUUGAACUCAGCACCGUUCCCCAUCUACGAAGGACCAGGGGCACCCCUGGUGUUGAAAAGUUAUAAGGAGCGGAGUAGUAUCUCUAUUUAUUGGGGAUCUGUGUCCCCCAUGGCCCAGUCAUACCCUGAUAGGACAUCCCAGCCUACCCAUCUUUUAGACCCGACCCGGGCUGCAGAUGUCAGUAGCCUGCUGUGGUAGCAAGUAAAGUGCCCUUGGUUACGGGUGCAGUCUUUCUCGACCCCUCCCGGCCCUGGGGGUUCAUGUAGGGCAGUUGGAUAUAUCUGGUUCCCUCCCUCCGCCCCACCCUCCCGUUUUCACUGAGGUUUCUGCUACCCUCACUGGGCCUCAGCCACAGGGAAGAGUUCUUUCAGGACUCCUCCAACUCCUGCUCCCAGGAUAUCCGUCCGGAAAUGAAGGAAGCCCAAGGACCGGGCUGGGGUUUAUUAAGCUUUUCUGUGUGGGUCUGGGGAGGGAGAACGACUUAAUGUUAUUGGGGGGAGGGCAGACCUUGGCCAUAAAGUACGUUUGCUUA